Molecule: messenger RNA, 129 nt
Organism: Trichosporon asahii var. asahii CBS 2479
Lineage: Eukaryota; Fungi; Basidiomycota; Tremellomycetes; Trichosporonales; Trichosporonaceae
Source: the annotation of a RefSeq genome assembly
UUGUUUAAAUUUAACUUUAUUAAAGGGGAUUAUUUAAAAAUGAAUAGAACUAUUUUGCUAUUUAUAUAUAUAAUAAUAUAUUAUAAUUUAGUGAUAUAUACUCGUGUAAUAAAUAAUUGUACAAAGUAA